AAAGAUUGAAAUACAACUCAAAAUGCCUAAGUGAAGGGGAUUCCUUUGUGCCACAUCCAAACCUUUCUGAAGAUGUUUCAGCUCAGAAUUCUUUGCGCACUGCUGUCCUUCAGCAUCGCCUUGGGGGCAAGUAAUGAGUCUUCCUUUCAAGAACAAGGAGCAACAGGGCGUGGUACCAGAAUAGUAGAGCAUAAAACUCAAUCUGAUUGCAAAUCUGAUAAGGAUUGGCCAAUAUGUACUGAUGACAAUUGGGGAACUAAAUGUCCCUCAGGUUGCAGGAUUCAAGGACUGGUAGAUGAAACAAAUUAUGAUUUUCAAAACAGGAUAGAAAAGAUUAAGCAGGCGAUUUUGGAUAACCAAAGUCGUUACAAGUCAUCCAAUAUUUUGAAACAAGAAAUUUUUAACUAUCUGGAAAGAUAUCUGCCCAGUGAACAAGAAUUAGAUAAGAGCUAUGGGCAAAUAUCUGAUGAUCUAAGAAGGAGAUUGGUGAUACUGAAACAGAGAGUUGCUGAUAAAGUUGAAAGGAUUAAAACCUUGCAGAAUUCAAUCCAGAAUCAGGUUGGAGAGUUGAAACGUUUAGAGGUGGACAUUGAUAUUAAAAUACGUGCCUGCAAAGGAUCUUGUGCUCGUAUUUUCAACUACAAUCUGGACACUGAGAGUUAUGGAAACAUACAGAAGCAGCUCGUACAAGUUAAUACCAUUAAAUUUGAAUCAGAAGAGGAAGCUGUUCCCCUCAAGUCAUUGAAAAUAACACAAGUGAAGGAUUCUACUGCUCCCAGUCACUAUAAAUCUGGUCUUCUUACUGAUCAGGAAGCAAGUAUACUUGACAGUAUAAAGGUGUUUAAGGUAGUAUUGGAAGAUUCUAAAGGAUCCUUACCAGACACAAAAUAUGAUAUUCCUGGAACAGGGGUAGCUGGAAAACCAUCUACAAACAAAGCAAUAAUAAGACCGUCUACUGAUGUUCAUACCAGCCAUACAUGUAUCAAAACCAUCACUAAAAAAGUCAUUCGUGGUCCUGGUGGCUUAAGAGAAGAGACAGUUGAAGAAUUUAAAACUCCUGAUGGUUCAGAUUGUUCUAAUUUGCAAGGUUUCAUCAGUGGUGGAAGUGGCUCCCAUGACUUUGUUCCCCAACAUCCAGAUGCAGAUUCCGGAACCCCAUCAUUCAGCCACACAAAAAAAAUACAGGAAGGGGACACUUUCUCAGAAAUAGGGGAGGAAGAAUUUGAUGACUUCUCAAGAUUAGACCAUUUAUCCCAUGAAAGCAAUACCAAGACAAUUGUAGAGACCAAGUCAAGAAGAACCUAUGAAUCCAGUCAUAUUGUAGAAUUACAACAUGAUGAAAAUGCAGAGCAUAAUACAGAUUUAGAAGAACAAAGCUUGAAUGCAGAGGAGACGCUUGGGAAAGGCAACAUCGGGAAAGACUGUGAGGAUAUCCACCAAAAACACACUUCUGAUGCCCAAAGUGGCAUUUUCAGAAUCACGCCAGCAGGAUCCGCUAAGGUUUUUUCAGUUUAUUGCGACCAAGAGACUACUUUGGGAGGAUGGCUUCUGAUCCAACAGAGAUUGGAUGGGUCAUUGAAUUUUAACCGGACCUGGGAAGACUACAAGAAAGGUUUUGGCAGUUUGGAUGUCAAAGGGAGGGGAGAAUUCUGGCUGGGCAAUGAAAAUCUCCAUAUCCUGACCCAGAAAGAUACUGUCCUUCGGAUUGAACUAGAAGACUGGGAGGGUGAUAAAGUUUAUGCAGAAUAUAAUAUACACAUAGGUUCUGAGUCAGAAGGUUAUAGACUCAGAGUCUCGAAUUAUAAAGGGACGUCAGGGGAUGCCCUGAUCAAAGGAUCAGAGGAAGAUGGCACUGAAUAUACAGCUCACACUAACAUGAAAUUUAGUACUUAUGACCGAGACAAUGAUCGGUGGGAGGAGAAUUGUGCUGAGGUGUAUGGAGGUGGCUGGUGGUAUAACAACUGUCAAGCGGCUAAUCUCAAUGGUAUUUACUACUCAGGUGGUCAGUAUGAUCCAAGGAACAAUGUUCCUUACGAGAUUGAAAAUGGAGUGAUUUGGUUGCCCUUUAGGCCAACAGAUUAUUCUCUCAGAGUUGUACAAAUGAAAAUUCGGCCAGUAGAAACAGACUAG
This is a messenger RNA of Protobothrops mucrosquamatus (brown spotted pit viper), 2130 nucleotides long. It is a transcript of the gene FGA, whose product is annotated as fibrinogen alpha chain. NCBI's taxonomy places the organism in Eukaryota, Metazoa, Chordata, Lepidosauria, Squamata, Viperidae. Gene Ontology annotation, biological process: protein polymerization; platelet activation; blood coagulation. Gene Ontology annotation, cellular component: fibrinogen complex. The record is from RefSeq and is a predicted model, not a curated record. The transcript has 6 exons. Gene Ontology annotation, molecular function: signaling receptor binding. Bases 73 to 2130 code for a protein of 685 amino acids.